This is a messenger RNA of Dentiscutata erythropus, 134 nucleotides long. Lineage: Eukaryota; Fungi; Glomeromycota; Glomeromycetes; Diversisporales; Gigasporaceae. The record is from the annotation of a GenBank genome assembly.
AUGUGCGAGAAUUGUAAAUGCGGUAAAAAUUGUCAAUGUGGUUUGAAUUGCACCUGUGCUAAAAACACUGAUCCUACCACAACUAAACAACAAACCACGAGCACGCAAAAAGUAACCGCUUCUUGUGGUGUUAG